Quercus lobata is the source of this 1176-nucleotide messenger RNA. RefSeq lists its product as uncharacterized. The transcript has a single exon. Lineage: Eukaryota; Viridiplantae; Streptophyta; Magnoliopsida; Fagales; Fagaceae. The record is from RefSeq and is a predicted model, not a curated record. Bases 1 to 1176 code for a protein of 391 amino acids. Gene Ontology annotation, molecular function: catalytic activity.
AUGGGUCUCCCGAUGUGCAGGCUUGUGAUGAGGGUGCUAAGAACAGGGCAGAUGAGGGGAUGGAAGAUGCAGGUUGGAUGGAGCUUGAGGGUGGAGGCGAGGCAAAUGCCGCCUUUUAACGCUUGCCGGUUUUGUCCUGAUCAAUCUGUCAUUAUGAAUGUGUUAAUUUGGAAUUGCAGAGGGGCUUUGAAGCCCAAUUUUCAAGAUUAUAUUAGAGAAUUGUUUCGCAGUCACAAUCCAGCGAUUCUAGUUGUGAUGGAGACUCACAUUGGUGGGGUGAGAGCUAGGGAGAUCACCGAUAGGCUUCCGUUUGAGAAUGCUAUCCAUACGAACACUAUUGGUCUUGCUGGGGGUCUGUGGAUGUUGUGGAAUUCGGGAAGGGUGGAUGUCACUCACUUGGCAAGUACGGAGCAGGAGAUCCAUGCUAUUGUAAAGGUAUCGAAUUCUGACUCUAAUUGGUUGCUCUCUGCUAUUUAUGCUAGUCCUAGGAGUGCUGAACGGGAAAUUUUAUGGAAUAAUUUAAAUAAGACUGCUGAUUUACAUGAUAUGCCUUGGGUUAUUGCGAGAGAUUUCAAUGAGCCGCUUACUGGGAAGGAUAAGUUUGGUGCUAGGCCAGUGAGUGUGAGCAGAUCCUUACUUUUUAAAGAUUGUUUAGAUAAGUGUAACAUGAUUGAUAUUGGGUUUACGGGGGCUCGCUUUACCUGGACUAAUAAAAGACCUCUUCAAACUCUUAUCCAAGAACGGAUAGAUAGGUUUUUUGUGAAUCCUAGAUGGUGCUUAUUAUUUCCUAACGCGAAAGUUACACACCUCAAUCGAUGCCAUUCAGACCAUUGCCCUGUUUUGCUUGAUAUGCAGCCAAGACCUUUUGUAGGGAGGAAGAGGCCUUUUAGGUUUCAAUCUUGUUGGCUGUCUGACCCCUCCUUUCCAAGGGUUGUUUCUCAGGCGUGGCAUCCAAAUUCUUCGUUGUUUGAGGCAAUUAAGGUUUUCACUGAAGAUGCAGCUAAGUGGAAUAGAUUGAACUUUGGAAAUAUUUUUGAUAAAAAGAAAAGCAUUAUGGCUAGGUUAAAUGGCAUUCAGAAGGUUGUGUCGGUUAGGCCUUCAAAUUCUCUCCUUAACUUAGAGAGUGAAUUGCAAAGGAAGCUUGAAGUGGUGCUUACGCAAGAGGAGGAAUUUUAG